This is a messenger RNA of Kogia breviceps (pygmy sperm whale), 2667 nucleotides long. Lineage: Eukaryota; Metazoa; Chordata; Mammalia; Artiodactyla; Physeteridae. The record is from RefSeq and is a predicted model, not a curated record.
AUGGGGAACCAGGACGCGAAGCCGAAGAGGAGUGCGGGCGAUGCCCCGCAUGGAGGCGGCGGCGGCGGCAGCGAGGACGCCACCGGGCCCCGCGAGGCCGAGGGCACAAAGAAGGCGGGCGGGGGCAAGAAGGCGCCGGGCCGGCACGGCAAGGGGGGCGGCGGUGGGGAGCCGGGCAGGAAGAAGAGCCGGUCGGAUCCCAGGGCCUCGGUCUUUUCCAACCUGCGCAUCCGGAAGACCCUGUCCAAGGGCAGAGGUGCCGGCGGCUCCCGUGAGGAUGUGCUGGACCCCCAAGCUCUGCAGGCCGGCGAGCUGGACAGCGCCCACUCCCUGGUCACCAAAACCCCGGACCUCAGCCUCUCGGCCGACGAGACGGGCCUGUCCGAUACGGAGUGUGCCGACCCUUCCGAGGUGACGCGGCCCCGGGGUCUUGGCUCCGCCGGGGUCGGGGGCCCGGCGGUGGCCGAGGAUUCAGAGACUGCGGCGGGGGUGCAGGAUGGACAAAGGACCAGCUCGGGCUCAGACACAGACCUCUACAGCUUUCAUUCGGCCGCGGAGCAGGAGGACUUGCUCUCGGACAUCCAGCAGGCUAUCCGUCUCCAGCAGAUGCAGCAGCAGCAGCAGUCCCAGAGCCCCGAGUCGCCCCCGGCCUCACUCCCCUCCGCCGCCCCCCCUCCCGGGGCCCUGCCGGGCCUGGACCGACCCCCGCCGGGCCCAGGCGCCGAGGCGGCGCCGUCCGCGCGCCCCGACCGGCCCCCGGCUGCAGAUCAGCCCGCGGCUGCCGCCUUGCCGUCUCCCGGGUCGGCUCCCGGGGAGCGAGGGGCCGCGGACACGGACGAGGAAGGCGAGGAGGACGCUUUCGAGGACGCGCCCCGAGGCUCUCCGGGGGCGGAGUGCGGCCCGGCGGCGGGAGAGGCCCCGCGCAGGCCGGGGGUGACGCGCGAGGAGGGCGCGCCGAGGCCCAGCGUCCCCGCGGCCGCCUCCCCGCCCCGGAGCCCGGCGCGCAGCCCGCGCUGCUCCCGGGCCCGCCCGCUCCUGGCGCCCUGCUACGUCAGGACCACCACCCGGCAGCUCAGCUCGCCCGGGCCCUCCCCCGCCCCGUCCCCCAGCCACAGCCCCCGGGUCCAGAGACGGCCGGAGUCCUCCCUGGACCGGGGGUCCGGAGCCGCCCCGGCCCCCCCCGCCGCCGCCCCGGCCAGGAAGCCCCGCGCGGGCCGCAGCCGCUCGGCCGACUGGACCGCGGAGCUGGCCCGCGCGCCCGGGGCGGGGGUCUCGGCGCACCUGGCGCAGCGCGGGGCGGGCGUUCCCACAGGCCCUGGUGUGGCCCCGGCACUUACUGGUAAGGACUCAGGUAGACCAUCAGCAAAUCUGGGAGUUCAAAAUGUCUAUUUAGGGCGAACGCUGCUGGAGAAGCUGUUCAGCCAGCAGGAGAGCGGGCCUCCAGAAGAAGCAGAGAAGUUCUGCUCGCGGAUCAUUGCCAUGGGACUGCUCCUUCCUUUCAGUGACUGCUUCAGGGAGCCGUGUGGUCAGGAUGCCCAGUCCAGCUCAGCUCCGUUUGACCAAGAUCAACUUUACACCUGGGCUGCAGUUAGUCAACCCACACACUCACUGGAUUAUACAGAAGGGCAGUUUCCCAGGAGAGUCUCAGCUGCUUGGCCACCAUCUAAACCUCCUGAAGAACACAGGCCCAAGGAUGCUGACACAGAGUCUCAAUCUGCUGUUUUAGAAACUCCGAAAAAAUGUUCAGAUGCUGCUCAGCAGGUUGUCAAGUUACUCAGCAACAAAAGGUCACAAGCAGUUGGAAUAUUGAUGUCUAGCCUUCACUUAGAUAUGAAAGAUAUACAACAUGCUGUGGUGAACUUGGACAAUUCUGUGGUUGACCUGGAGACCCUUCAAGCUCUCUAUGAGAAUAGAGCACAGUCAGAUGAACUGGAAAAAAUUGAAAAACACGGCCGGUCCUCCAAAGACAAGGAAACCACCAAGUCUCUGGACAAACCUGAGCAGUUCCUUUACGAACUGUCACUAAUCCCCAACUUUUCAGAGCGAGUCUUUUGCAUCCUGUUUCAGUCCACAUUUUCAGAAAGCAUUUGCUCAAUUCGGCGCAAACUGGAGCUGCUACAGAAGUUGUGUGAGACAUUAAAAAAUGGCUCAGGGGUCAUGCAGGUUUUGGGUUUGGUUCUUGCCUUCGGCAACUACAUGAAUGGUGGAAAUAAGACUCGGGGACAGGCUGACGGUUUCGGGUUAGACAUCCUCCCAAAGCUGAAAGACGUCAAAAGCAGUGACAACAGCAGAAGCCUUUUGUCAUAUAUCGUAUCCUAUUAUCUUCGCAAUUUUGAUGAGGAUGCUGGGAAGGAACAGUGUGUGUUUCCGCUGCCCGAACCCCAGGACCUCUUUCAGGCCUCGCAGAUGAAGUUUGAAGACUUUCAAAAAGACCUCAGAAAACUCAAGAAAGACCUGAGAGCUAAAAUUGACCAAGAAGCGGAGGAGAACUCACUGACAGAGACUCAUAAAUGCUUUUUGGAGACUACAGCCUAUUUCUUCAUGAGACCAAAAAUUGGAGAGAAGGAAGUGUCCCCAAAUGUCUUCUUCAGUAUCUGGCAUGAAUUCAGCUCCGACUUUAAAGACUUUUGGAAGAAAGAAAACAAACUUAUUCUACAAGAGAGGUAG